Molecule: messenger RNA, 2961 nt
Organism: Aspergillus ochraceoroseus IBT 24754
Lineage: Eukaryota; Fungi; Ascomycota; Eurotiomycetes; Eurotiales; Aspergillaceae
Product: RibD family protein
Exons: 1
Coding region: 399-2480 (693 amino acids)
Biological process (GO): riboflavin biosynthetic process
Molecular function (GO): 5-amino-6-(5-phosphoribosylamino)uracil reductase activity
Source: RefSeq, a predicted model, not a curated record
AAUUCGUAGAGUUGAAAAUAUUAUAUACAGAUGUAGAAAUCGAAUCUCUAAGAGAGAAAGAGUGAGUCUCUAUACACUCUAUACAUAUUACAUACAUAGAUUGAACAUAAGUCGGUGCGGAUCUGUUCCGCGACGGAGCUCGGGCGCCAAGGUUGGCAGCGGGUCAGCGAAGAAGCUAAAGCAAGCCUCGACUUUCGAAGAAACCAUCCCCAGAGACAGAAACUCGGAUCAACGAUCGCGAUACCGCGCGACCAUAUAUCUAUAUACAUAUGUAUAUGUAUAUGUAUACAAUAUACAACCCCGUCAUCGAUUGGUGCCAAAACGCAAAGACGCGCCCAUCCUCAAUAAUGAAUUGAAUAUCGUGCUUCAUCCGAUCGCGAUCGCCUGCCGUGUUCGACAUGGACCAUGACGUUUCGGGCGUGUCUGAAGGAAGCUCCAAGGCAAUAUCCUCGACUGACAAGCUGGAUUCCCUGCAGAAUGGGGACCAAGCACGGGUGACAGAGGCUGGUCGGGCUUCGUCAGACAGAGAGAUGGAGGUGGAGGUGGAUGUGGAUGUGGAUGUGGAAGCGAAGGACACGACAGGCUCUGGAGAUAGCAGUGCAGACGCGCAGGAUUCGGCUCCCGAGAGUCAUCUAGAGCCUCAAUCUCAAUUCCGUUCACAACUGCAAGUACAAGUACAAUCACAGCGACAACCACAACCACAACCACAACCACAGCAACAACUACAGCAACCACCACCACAACAACAACAACUCCAGCGAAGCCCAGAGGCUCAUACGGAAGCCCAGAGUACCUCUAGUCCCGAUGACCCUUUUCGGACGCGAGAACAUUUAUUAUUCCGGCAUGGCGCGUCCGGGGGUGGAGAUGGCAUGGGUGGCGGUGGUGAUGCGGGCAACGGAACGGAACAAGGGGAAUCUUCGAAUUACAUAUUGAUCAAUAAUCCGCCGAAUCUGUCGAGGAUCCGCCAGGUGAUGUUUGAAUGCAAGGAGCCGAUUGAGAUUAGUUUGGAGGAAUUCGAAACAUACUGGCCCUUUAUUGAUAAUGUGUGGGUCAAGCAAAGGUCGAAUUCGAGCAAGGAAGGGCAUUGCACCACGGAUUACUACAUGUGCCGUUUGCGACGGCCAACGCACCGCAGCUCGGAAACACGGCCUUUACCCCAGGGGAAACGUCCGCGGCAGAAGAGGGUGCGUGAGGGCGGCAUCUGCAACUUUCAGAUCAAGGUCGUGAAGUUUGAGGGCGCGUACUCCACUGUCACUAUUGCGCGGACUCCGGGGAGUAGUCGUGUCCAUUCACAUGACCUGGACUAUAUUGACAAAGUGAAGCGGAAUUCUGGGCUGAUGGAGUUUGCUAGGAGAGAGGCAAUCAAAGGAUACUUGCCCUCCUCCAUCUACACGAAGUUUCGAGAGGACCCCGAGAAACUGGUCGAAGCCGGAGGGAAGUUUUGCACCGUCACUGAUGUUCGGAACGUCUCUGCAAAGUGGAGGAUCCAGAAUCCGGAAGUGAAACUGAUGCCCCACGAUGGCUACGAGUAUCAGAAGGGACAUGGCAUUGUUAGGACUCGGGCAACGGAAGAUAACAGGACCACUCCAGUGGAUUAUUCAACAGGCCCACCAGGUGCCAAUAUAGUCCCACCCCCCCUACCCCCGGAUACGCUCUCCUUUCCCCAGUUUCCACUAGACUUCCUGGAGCCUUAUCUCCCGAAGCUAAAUGACAAGCGACAAUUCCCGCAUGUCACAUUAUCCUAUGCCUCUUCCAUGGAUUCGAAAAUCUCGCUUCUCCCCGGCAUGCAAACGGUGCUAUCGGGACCCGAGGCGAAACUGAUGACACACUACUUGAGAUCCCGACAUGAUGCGAUUCUGAUUGGAGUGGGGACGGUGCUUGCAGAUAACCCUGGGCUGAACUGCCGACUCGAGGGCGCGGGCGGCUUUGGCGGCCUGGGGAGGAUGUGGCAGCCACGGCCUGUGGUGAUUGAUCCCACGGGACGGUGGCCGGUGCAUCCAGACUGCCGGAUGCUGCGAACGGCCGUUGAGGGGAAGGGUAAAGCCCCGUGGGUUGUCGUGUCCCCAGGGGCGCAGAUCCACCCUCAGAAAUUAAUGAUGUUGAAAGGCUACGGGGGGGAUUUCCUCCGGAUUGUGGAGUAUAAUCACAAUUGGCGACUCCGAUGGGAAGCCGUUCUACGGGCCCUAGCCUCGGAGGGUAUCAAGAGUGUGAUGAUUGAAGGAGGCGGACGAGUUCUCAGUGAACUUCUGAACCCCGAAUACACCGAGUUCAUAGAUUCGAUGAUUGUGACCGUUGCACCGACGUAUCUUGGGUCUGGCGGAGUCAGCGUGAGCCCGAACUCGAAAUUGGAUGAACAAGGGAAGCCCAAUGCUGCGUUGAAUCCUCGGGAUGUGAAAUGGGUUCCAUUAGGACAGAAUGUUAUAAUGUGUGGGAAGAUAAGAACUGCUCCUGCUGCACCUCUUCCCCGAGUCGAAUCCUAGCAAUAUAGCUUCACGAUAGCAUUUCGGAUGAACAUGUUUUUUUUUUUUUUAACUUCAAUGUACAUAAUUGCAGGAGGAUUAUGUGAUAUUUUCCAACGAUAAUAAUGAUGAUAAUGAAUUGCAAUCCAAUUGGAAACAACUUUGCUAGUUAAUGAACUGGUUGCUCAGUAUCUCAAUCAACAACACAACCCCGGGUGAAACUACUCCUGAAUACUCCGUACUUCAAAGCCAGAAGGCCAAGAAGGGGUACACAGUGCUGUGUAGCCUUUUGUUCUCUCUAUCUGUGUUUUGUGUUUUGUUACUCGGGCAAGGGGGAUGGUGGUUUUCUUUGUUUACCAGUUGCACAAAGAAGAAAAGCCUCACCCUAUUUUCCUGUAGGUAGUAGUGUAUAUCAUCAGGGGAUAAACCAGUGGUCUUUUGAAGGAAACCGCAGUUCCUUAAAUUGUAUUUUAAAGGAAAGAAAAGGGGGGGGGGGGGGGGG